CGCCUCCCAUCGCCCCAGCACGGCGUGUGACCCGAGCCCGGAUCGGCCCCCUCGGGGAGGCGAGGCGACGGCGGGACGGCAGCGGGAGCACCGGUACCACCACCAGCAGUAGGAGCAGUGCGAGCAGCAGCAGCAGUGCGAGCAGCAGCAGCAGCAGCAGCAGCACCGGCGGCAGCGGCAGCAGCCCCGCUCCCCACCUGCCCGUGGCGGAGGCUGGAGCUGCGAUCGUCGCGGAGCGGCGGCUGGUGCCCGCGGCCCGGAGCCCCUGCGCCGCGGCCGUGCGGCGCCGCGUCCCGCUCUCCGAUGAGCGCCGCCGCUCUCUACAGCCUGGACUCCCCGGCAUGUUAUAAGAGCUGGUGCCUGGAGCCCGCCAACUUCUACGACGCCAAGGUGGGCAGCGGCGGCGGGCCGGGUCCCGCCUGCAAGGCGGGGGGCCGCGGCGGCUGCGGGAUGAGCGGCGAGGAGGCGGGGGGCGGCCUGGGGGGCAGCGGCACCAACCUGGCGGAGCUGAGCGCCGCCGCCCCGGCCAUGUACGAGGACGAGAGCGCCAUCGACUUCAGCUCCUACAUUGACUCCAUGUCGGCCGUGCCCAACCUGGAGCUCUGCAACGACGAGCUCUUCGCCGACCUCUUCAACAGCAACCACAAGCCCGAGCGGGGCGGGGACUACGGCGAGUACUUGCCGCCGGGCGGCGGCGCCGGCCGCGACCCCGCCAAGGACCUCGGCGCUGCCAUGACCACCCUGCUGGGCGCCGAGCCCCGCACCGCCUCCUCCUCCUCCUCCUCCUCCUCUUCCUCCUCCUCCUCCUCCCGCGGCGCCCUGAAGCAGGAGCCGGACUGGAGCGACAGCGACCUCUCCUCCUCGCUGCUGCCCUCGCAGAUCGCCACCUGCGCCCAGACCAUCAUGAACCUGAGCGGGCAGCCCACGCCGCCCACCUCCCCCGAGCCGCCGGGCAGCAGCUCCCCCUCCAGCUGCAGCACCCGCUCCCCGGGCCCCGCCGCCGCCGUGUCCGUGUCCGUGUCCGGGUCGGCGCAGGGCGUCCCGGCGCCGCCGGCCCCCGGCGGGAAGGAGCGCGGCGGCAAGAAGUGCGUGGACAGGUUUAGCCCCGAGUACCGGCAGCGCCGGGAGCGCAACAACAUCGCGGUGCGCAAGAGCCGCGACAAGGCGAAGCGGCGCAACCAGGAGAUGCAGCAGAAGCUGCUGGAGCUCUCGGCCGAGAACGAGAAGCUGCACAAGAAGAUCGAGCAGCUCACCCGGGACUUGACCAGCCUCCGGCACUUCUUCAAGCAGCUGCCCAGCGCCUCCUUCCUGCAGCCCGGCUCGGGCACCGACUGCCGGUAACCGGGGGGGAAGCGGGACGGAGAGACGGACUCCGGGAGACCGUGGAUAAAUACCUCAGAGGGCCGGGCCGGGCCGGGCCGAGCCUGGCCGAGCCGCCUUUGCCGGGCCGGGCCGCGGCGCCCCGGGCCGGGCCGGGCGCGGAGGAGGAGGCGCGAAGCGGCGGUGGGACCUGCCGGCCCGCGGCCGCUUUCUGAAUGUUGUAGCGACGCGGCGCGAUGCCUGGGUCUUUCACCACGAAACUUGCAAAAAAAAGGAAAAAAGCUAAAUAUAUAUAUAUUUUUUUCUUCUCUCCCCUUAAAUUAUUUUUGUAAUGGUAGUUUUCGUCUUUUCUACAUUUUACUCAUACCGAUGCAGCUAUGGUACAUCUGUUAAAAUGAUUCAAAAACCCCAUGUAUUUUAGACAGUAGGAUGAAAAAAAGACUGAGCAUGCUCGACCUUUUAUAUCAAUUUUUACAGCAUUUCUAAGAAUUAAAAAAAGCAUUUUAAAUCAA
Messenger RNA from Gymnogyps californianus (California condor), 1832 nucleotides. RefSeq names its product CCAAT enhancer binding protein delta (gene CEBPD). The transcript has a single exon. Gene Ontology annotation, molecular function: DNA-binding transcription factor activity, RNA polymerase II-specific; RNA polymerase II cis-regulatory region sequence-specific DNA binding. Gene Ontology annotation, biological process: DNA-templated transcription; regulation of transcription by RNA polymerase II; regulation of cell differentiation. The record is from RefSeq and is a predicted model, not a curated record. The coding region runs from base 304 to 1341 and encodes 345 amino acids. NCBI's taxonomy places the organism in Eukaryota, Metazoa, Chordata, Aves, Accipitriformes, Cathartidae.